AUGCGUCUAAUUAGAAGCACCGAAGCCACAUUCAAUUUCACGGCCUUCCUUCGGUCUCCUCUUUCGUUUCCCGCUCCAUUGAUCGCGCUGGCGUGGUACGGGGCGGGCGGGGGCGCGAUGCAGGCGGGCGGGGGCUGGUUCGUGCCCUGGACUAUGGGGGUGCAGAAGUUCGCUGUGGCUUUGCCGAUGGGUGGAGUGGUUCCGUUAGUGCCCCCGCUGCUAGCUGCACUGCCGCCAGCGCCGCCGCCGCUAAGGCUGAUCGCCCCGCCGCCGCUGCAGCAUCAGGCGCAGCCGGGACGGAAGGACGAUCCUAUUCAAAAGGCACAAUAG
This is a messenger RNA of Chilo suppressalis (striped riceborer), 330 nucleotides long. The record is from the annotation of a GenBank genome assembly. Lineage: Eukaryota; Metazoa; Arthropoda; Insecta; Lepidoptera; Crambidae.